This is a messenger RNA of Aspergillus ruber CBS 135680, 950 nucleotides long. RefSeq names its product telomere length and silencing 1 family protein. The record is from RefSeq and is a predicted model, not a curated record. Gene Ontology annotation, cellular component: spliceosomal complex. Bases 51 to 656 code for a protein of 201 amino acids. Gene Ontology annotation, biological process: mRNA splicing, via spliceosome. The transcript is spliced from 3 exons. Lineage: Eukaryota; Fungi; Ascomycota; Eurotiomycetes; Eurotiales; Aspergillaceae.
GGCAAACAGUAGACGUGGAUAAGCACAUGAUGGACUAUAUAGAAACCGAAAUGGCUAAGCGUCAUCGGCGUGAUAUGCCCAAAGAUACCUCUGAUUCAGAGGCUACUACGAAUGAGGCCAUUAGUGGACCGGCCGGUAGCACCAACUUCGCGCGGCGCGAACCAGCGACUCUUGGUAAAUUACACGAGAUCGAUCUCGGUCAGGAGACCAAGCUACAGAAUAUCGCGCGAACAGAGGCCGCGACGAGGCGACUUGCAGGAAGUGGCGCUACAGCAGCAGCAACACCCACAGAAAAUACCAGUGAGAAGACUGCAGUCGAACAAGACAGGAAAGCUUGGCGAGAUCGCAAACGGCGAAGUAGCAGGGAUAUUGAACGAGAUCGACUGGUUGAAGAAGUGUUACGGGAGAGCAAAUUGGAUGUAUAUGAUGAACCGGACGACGAGCCACGAAUGGAUGAUAUGGCGGCCGAUGACCGCAUUGCCGAACAAUUCCGGAGAGACUUCAUGGAUGCGAUUCAAUCACGCCGGCGAGUGGUACGACAGAAGAACACGACAACCACCAAGGCGGCCAAGCCGGAGGUUACCAAAGGACCAAAACUUGGGGGGAGCCGGAGUGCAAGAGCAGCGAUGCGUGAGUCGCAGAAGACUCAGAAAUGAGCGAUUGUCUUGCCUACCUGAGUGUCUGUGAUGGGACAGUAGUAUGGAAGAUUGAUUUGUUGUCGAGACAGUUAUACUCUGAGUAAUAUGACCAAUACAAGGACAGCCUGGAAAGAAGGUUUGGCAUUCCAGGGCGGUAAGUCUUGCCUGUCUUGUCGGCAGUGGGUAUUCCACGAUACCUGUGCAAAGUCCUGACUCAAACCGCGGCCAGGGAUGUAGAUAUGAAUCGAGGGAGAAUCAUACUCUACAUAUAAUUGUCUACAGGGCAGUCCCUGUAAAAUAGGCGGAAUCCAG